GUGAGUGACAGUUAACUAACUACGGUUUGUUGUGUUGUGUUGUCUUUACUUAAAAUCUCCAUAUCUUUCCUUAUUUUACCACUAUUCUCAAAUAAUUGUGUAUAAUUUUAGAUACUGCAAUUCAAUGUGUGUAAAUAUUGGUUCCAUGUUUAUUUAAGGACGUAAAAUGUCGUCCAGGCACGAAGUGAGCAGGCGGCGCGGGCGUUCCCGCAGCCGCACCCCGGAGGCCCGCGACCGCCGUGGCCGCAGCCCCGUCCCCCGCGGCCGCAGUCCCGACCGCCGACGCAGCCCCGACCGCCGCCGAAACUCACGGUCCCCCGCACACUCUAAACACACCUCGCGCAGCCGAGAUAGGAGGUCUAGAUCCUCUAGUGCAGGAAAGCACAGAUCAACAAACAGAGGACACAAGAAAUCAAAAAAGAGUAAAGAGUCUUCAAAAUCAAAGAAGAGUAAAAAGAAAAAGAGGCAUAGUUCAUCGAGCAGCAGCGGCAGCAGCAGCGGCGCGAGCAGCGCGUCCGGCGAGGAGGAGCUGCAGCUGCUGCAGCGGCUGGAGGCCGAGCGCGAGCGCCUGCGCCUCGAGCGCAAGAAGGAGAAGGAGGCCAUGAAGGCCAAUGAGACUCCAGAAGAAAAAAGAGCGCGUCGGCUCCGCGAGAAGCAAGCUAAAGAGCGCAAGCGUCGCGAGCGCAUGGGCUGGGACGGCGAGUACCAGUGCUACACGGACCAGGACAACCCGUUCGGCGACUCGGCGCUCACGCACACCUUCGUCUGGUCCAAGAAGCUCGCCAACGAGGGCGUGAAGACCGUGUCCCGCGAAGAGCUUGAUGCGCAGAACAGGCAGAAGCAGCUCGAGAACAAGAUUGAGCUGGAGAAGGUGAAGCAGCGGCGCCUAGAGCGCGAGGCGGAGCGCGCGGCGCGCGAGGCGGAGGCGGCGGCGGCGGCGCGCGCGCGCGAGGCGGCGCAGUUCAGCAGCUGGGAGCGCCACGAGGACGCCUUCCAUCUGCAGCAGGCGCGCCUGCGCUCGCAGAUACGCAUCCGGGAUGGACGAGCGAAGCCGAUCGACCUGCUGGCGUGGUACGUCUCGUCCGAACACUUGGCCGAGGCGCUGGAGAUGCACGAGCCCUACACGUACCUGCACGGGCUGCGCGCGCCCGACCUCUGCGACCUGCUCGAGGACAUCAAGGUGUACAAGGAGCUAGAGAACAACGCGAACCAGCAGUACUGGGAGGACGUGGAGACCAUCGUGCGCGACGAGGCGGGGCGGCUGCGGGACGCGGGGGGUGAGGGGGGCGGGGGCGAGGGCGGGGGAGUGGGGGGCGAGCGCACCGCCGUGCAUAGAGCCGUGGCCGCUGACGUCACGCAGAUCUUCAAAGGCAAGACGGGCGCGCAACUAGAAGCGCUGCAGACGCAGAUCGAGCAGAAGAUCAGCGGCCGCCGCGACGGCGUGGACGUGGGCUACUGGGAGAGCCUGCUCAGCCAACUCAAAGCGCACCGGGCGCGCGCGCGGCUCCGCGACCGGCACCAGGCCAACCUGCGCCGCAAGCUGCAGCUGCUCAAGCAGGAGCAGGGCGUGCAGGGGGGCGCGGGGGAGGCGGAGGGGGUAGUGCAGGGGGGCACGCGGGAGGAGGAGGCGGGCGCGGGGGAGGGCGGCAGCAAGCAGGAAGACAGACCGCAAUCCCCAGCAGAGCCCUCCACUCAAGAGCCUGUCUCCGACGAGGAGGACUCUGAAGCCGCCUGUACCGCCGCGUACUGCGCCGGCCGCUACUCGCCUGCGCCGCUGUCCCCGGCCAAACUCGAACCCGGGACCCUCGUGCUGGACGCCGCCGAGGAUAGUGAGCGGUUGAAUUACCUGCGCAUGCGCCUGCAUGCUGGCAACGCGCAGAGAGAGCACGCUGAAGUUGUGCCGUCCGACCCCGCCACCACCUCCGCCGACCCCCUGGCGCGCGAGGCGGGGCGCGGCAUGGCGCCGGGCGAGGCGCAGUUCAGCGUGGAGGUGCCGCUGGACCGCCCGCUGUGGCCCGACAAGUACCGCCCCAGGAAACCGCGAUACUUCAACCGAGUGCACACGGGCUUCGAGUGGAACAAGUACAACCAGACGCACUACGACAUGGACAACCCCCCGCCCAAGGUGGUGCAGGGCUACAAGUUCAACAUCUUCUACCCGGACCUCAUCCACGGCGGCGCCACGCCCGAGUUCUCGCUGAAGCCGUGCGCCGACAACCCCGAGUUCGCGGUGCUACGCUUCCACGCCGGGCCGCCGUACGAGGACAUCGCCUUCAAGAUCGUGAACCGCGAGUGGGAGUACAGCUACAAGCGCGCUUCCGCUGCCACUUCCACAACAACAUCUUCCAGCUCUGGUUCCACUUCAAGCGGUACAGAUACCGCCGGUAGAUGGACGGUGGAUAUCGAGAUAUCGAGGAUAGAAUGGAUGAAUUCAUCAGUGUUAGGAUUAUUUUGUUUAUUUAUUUUAAGUUUGUAUGGAAUAAGCAAGGACAUUUUUGUGAUGGAAAAUAUGUAAAUGUUGCACAAUGGUAAGAACAAUUUUGUUGUUAUUGUUUACUGUAUUGGGUAAAGCCUCUGAUAAUCUUCACUAGAACUUCAACAUGCAAUAGGACCUUUUCAAUAGAUGAAAAAAAUCCAAUGGAUUGUAGGUUUGCUAAUUUUGGAGGUCACUGCAUAAGUACAUUGAAAGCAUCAUGUAUUGUGUUGAUAAAGAAAACAAAAAAACUGUACAUAAAAUAAGAAUGAAUAAAUAUUUCUGACAUAAAAA
Molecule: messenger RNA, 2767 nt
Organism: Plutella xylostella (diamondback moth)
Lineage: Eukaryota; Metazoa; Arthropoda; Insecta; Lepidoptera; Plutellidae
Source: RefSeq, a predicted model, not a curated record